Messenger RNA from Varanus komodoensis (Komodo dragon), 3004 nucleotides. RefSeq names its product phosphodiesterase 4A (gene PDE4A). The record is from RefSeq and is a predicted model, not a curated record. Gene Ontology annotation, biological process: signal transduction. Gene Ontology annotation, cellular component: nucleus; perinuclear region of cytoplasm; cytosol. Lineage: Eukaryota; Metazoa; Chordata; Lepidosauria; Squamata; Varanidae. Bases 115 to 2199 code for a protein of 694 amino acids. Gene Ontology annotation, molecular function: 3',5'-cyclic-AMP phosphodiesterase activity. The transcript is spliced from 15 exons.
UUUCAGAACAGCAGGACUGCUCUUCCCCAGUGCCUGGGCUGUCUCUGGGACUCCGAGACCAACUCUGAGUGCUCUUUUCUUCCUCCAUGAGCAACUUCCCUCCCGGACUCUUUCAUGCCAGCCAAGGUCUUUGUGGCGCCUCGCUUCCUCGGGCUCCUGCCGGGUCACCACCGUGCUGCUGCUCCCGCUGCCUUCAAGGUGGACAUGCAUUUCUCCUUCAGCGAGGAGGACAUUAAGCGGCACCGGCUGCUGGCGAAGUCGGUGAGCUUCGAGGUGGAAAAUGGCCCAUCUCCUGGGCGCAGCCCACUGGAUUCCCAAGCUAGUCCUGGCCUGGUGCUUCAUCCCAGCUUCCCACAGAGCCAGAGGCGUGAGUCCUUCCUGUACCGUUCAGACAGUGACUAUGACAUGUCGCCGAAGACCAUGUCACGCAACUCUUCUGUUGCCAGUGAAGCACAUGCUGAAGACCUGAUAGUGACACCAUUUGCCCAGGUUCUGGCAAGUUUGAGGAGUGUACGUAAUAAUUUCUCCAUUCUGGCAAAUGUGCCCACGCCAACAUCCAAUAAGAGGUCGCCCAUGGGUUGCCAGCCAACAGUUUGCAAGGCCACGCUCUCAGAAGAGACAUACCAGCAGCUGGCCAGAGAGACCUUAGAGGAGCUUGACUGGUGUCUUGACCAGCUGGAGACUAUUCAGACAUACCGCUCUGUCAGCGAGAUGGCAUCCAACAAGUUCAAAAGAAUGCUGAACCGUGAAUUAACCCAUCUAUCUGAAAUGAGCCGCUCGGGAAACCAGGUCUCCGAAUACAUUUCCAACACCUUCUUAGACAAGCAGAAUGAUGUGGAGAUCCCAUCCCCAACACAGAAAGAGCGGGAGAAGAAGAAGCGCCAGCAACCCAUGUGCCAGAUCAGCGGGGUCAAGAAACUCAUGCACAGUUCCAGCCUGACCAAUUCUAGCAUCCCCCGUUUUGGGGUCAAAACUGAUCAGGAGGAGUUGCUCAGUAAGGAACUGGAAUACCUAAACAAGUGGGGCCUUAACAUUUUCCGGGUCGCCGAGUACUCCAACAAUCGGUCGCUCAGUUGCAUCAUGUAUACUGUAUUCCAGGAAAGAGACUUGCUGAAAACAUUCAAGAUCCCUGUGGACACAUUAGUCACUUACAUCAUGACGCUAGAAGACCACUACCAUGCCGACGUGGCCUACCACAACAGCCUCCAUGCUGCUGAUGUCACACAGUCUACACACGUGCUGCUUUCCACACCAGCCUUGGAUGCUGUCUUCACAGACCUGGAAAUCCUGGCUGCAAUAUUCGCUGCUGCCAUUCAUGAUGUGGACCAUCCUGGCGUCUCCAACCAGUUCCUGAUCAACACCAAUUCGGAGCUGGCACUGAUGUACAAUGAUGAGUCUGUGUUGGAGAACCAUCACCUGGCCGUGGGUUUUAAGCUACUGCAGGAAGAGAACUGUGACAUUUUCCAGAAUCUGAGCAAGCGGCAGCGGCAGACCUUGCGCAAGAUGGUCAUUGACAUGGUCCUGGCUACCGACAUGUCCAAACAUAUGAGCCUCUUGGCUGACCUGAAGACAAUGGUGGAGACCAAGAAAGUGACCAGCUCAGGGGUGCUGCUGCUGGACAACUACACUGACAGAAUACAGGUCCUACGAAACAUGGUUCACUGCGCAGACUUGAGCAAUCCCACAAAGCCUCUGGAAUUGUACCGGCAAUGGACAGAUCGGAUCAUGGAGGAGUUCUUCAGGCAGGGAGACAAAGAACGGGAGCGAGGCAUGGAAAUCAGCCCCAUGUGUGACAAGCACACAGCCUCCGUGGAGAAGUCACAGGUGGGUUUCAUAGACUACAUCGUGCACCCCCUGUGGGAGACCUGGGCAGACUUGGUCCAUCCUGACGCACAAGACAUCCUGGACACCCUCGAGGACAACAGGGACUGGUACCACAGCAUGAUCCCCCAGAGCCCCUCCCCGCCUCCCGACGAUGCAGAAAAAGACGAGGAGGCCUGCCUAGAGAAAUUCCAGUUCGAACUGACCUUGGAGGAGGAAGGGGAGGACUCGGAGCAAUCCGACAAGGACCACAGCAGCCCUGGCGAGGAGGACCACAGCUACUACACAGCCGCAGAGGAGCACCAACACGAGUCCCUGGAAGGGCAGGAUGGGCUAACGGACGAAACACUGAAUGGCACAUCUCCCGACACGUUGUGACUGUGGGGAAGGGACAGCUGACAAAAGCAAAACCACACACACACACCAACACACACACACACCGAAGUUUUCACGAGGGAGGGGUGGGGAUAAAAAAACGAGAAAAAACUCAUUUUUUAUUUUUAUUGUAUUUUGUAUAAAAAGAAAAUCAGCAACAAAAAGUGGCAAGGGUGGGUGGGGCAGGGAGUACACACAGCAACUGUAGAACAAGGUUGGCCCAGGCAGGAGGCAGCCGCCUGCUGCUGCAGCGACCGGCCCAAGCACUCCAGGAGUAACCUUCCCUUGAAUUUGCGGUUUCAUUGUCGCUGGGUGCUUGUUUUUCGGUUUGGUUUGGUUUGGUUUCUUCUCAUUUGAUUUUGCUAACUUUUAUUAAAAAAAGAGUAAACAGAAAGACUGGUGCAACCAGGACCAGGAGGAGGGUGCUGACAGUGCGAGGCGUGCAGCAGCCGUGGCAAAGUAGGUGGGAACUCUUGUUUUUUCAAACUGCAUCUUAAGCCAUUUGUCGUCAGGCUAAGCAGAGUCACUGUGGCACCUCGGCACCAAAAGUCAGCAACCAUUUACACCCCCUGUGGACCCAUCUCUCUCGCUUGUCAUGCCAUCCCUGAUUGGCUCGUUAGCCAGUGCCUUUAUUCUAAGGAUGGGGAAUCUCUGGCCUUCUGAGUGUCGGACUACAACCCCCAUCAUCCCUGAAUAUAGCUGGGGUUGAUGGGAGCUAUAGUUCAGUAUCAUUCUGGAGGUCCACAGGUUGCCCAUCUUUGCUUUGUUCCUCUGCCCAUCACAGCAUAACCCUCCUAGCUAGAAAACA